UGUGGCGCCUGCGUCACUGCCUCUUAGUUCGUUUAGAACUUAAGGUUGGCAGUUGUGCAUGCACACAAUCCCUCAGGUGUGGAGGUCACUGUAGAGGUGACUACACUGAUGAUGGUAGACGUAGCACCACCGCCUACGGUUUCGAAGACAGUUGUGGUGCUGCCACCUCCACCAAUAGUCUUGGUGACGGUAGUUUCACCCCCGCCGACCGUCUUAGUGACCGUUGAUGGUACCGAAUCAGUAACGGUGACGGUGGAUGGCUUGAUGGUUUUAGUCUUGGUGACAACCGACGGCGCGGAGACCGUAACAGUAGACUGGACGAUGGUUGUGAUACCCUCUCCACCGCCAACAGUCUUCGUAACGGUCGACUCGCCGCCACCGCCGACGGUCUUGGUAACCACGGACUCACCAGGUGCUGAGACCGUGACAGUAGUAUCACCACCUCCGCCAACAGUCUUAGUGACAACCGAGGGUGCUGGUGCGGAAACGGUAAUGACGGUUGUCUUAACAUCACCACCACCGACGGUCUUAGUAACAACUGAUUGGGCGGGGCCCGAGACAGUAACGGUCGGAGGGGUGAUAGUCUUAGUCUUGGUACCACCCUCACCCUUUCCGUCCCCAUUGCCGACGGUGAUUGUCACGACAGGCGGCUGAGUAGCAGAAGACUUCUCUCUAGGGUUCGAGACUGUUACGGUACGAAUGACAGCUGAGGACGAGGAGCCAAUGUUCAAAGUAGUAGUGAUAACCGUCUCAAUAGGGGUCUCAGAUGAGGCAGAGUUAGUCACCUGGGAAUGUAAUAUUAGUAACUGCUCGAGAAGCCUAGGGUAAUCUAAAACUUACAGUCUUGGUAACGAUACCGGUGCUAUCAGAGACAGUCACGGUAAUGACGGAAGGCUUGUUACCACCUUUGUCGCUACCGUUACCAUUACCAUUACCGUUGCCGCCACCAUUUGUGGG
This is a messenger RNA of Daldinia loculata, 957 nucleotides long. RefSeq lists its product as uncharacterized. The coding region runs from base 109 to 654 and encodes 181 amino acids. The transcript has a single exon. The record is from RefSeq and is a predicted model, not a curated record. Lineage: Eukaryota; Fungi; Ascomycota; Sordariomycetes; Xylariales; Hypoxylaceae.